CUCCCCCAUCUCCCAGGUCCUGAUACCGCCCCCCCUCCCCCACCGCCCCACCGGCAGCACUGACUUCUACAGACAUGUACGGCCUGUGAUUCAGGUGGUCUGGCCCAAAGGAAGGAACCCUUUUUCACUUUGCAAAAAAAUGACCCCAGAAGGGGAGGGGCAUUGGCAGGAAGGCAGGAGAUGGGGCUCGAGCCCUGCACAGGGUGUGAAUUUGGGCGAGGCUCUCACCCUCUCUGGCCUCUAGGCCCAGGGUCCCCAGCAGUGGAGAUGCGGUGGUGGAUGGCUGAUUCCCAAGGGCUGUCCCGGCCCUGACAGCUUCUGCGUGCGAGGUUCCUUCUCUGACGAAGGCCACUGUUCUGACAUCACUGUCACCUUCCUGUCGGGGCCUCCUCUCAGUCUUGCAGCUCUUAGCUUCUAAGAGACAGACCCGGAGAAACAGGCUCCCCGGGGACCCGGCACCUCCAAGCCCAGACAUGCUUCUGCUGCUGUUGGCCCUGCUCUGGGGGAGAGAGGGGGCCGAGGGCCAGAGGGGGGCCGGGAGGGGGCCACAGGGGGAUUACUGGCUGCAAGUGCAGGACGCAAAGGGGCAGGAGGGCCUGUGUGUGCGAGUGUCCUGCAGAUGCUUCUAUCCCCGGGAAGGCUGGUCUGAGUCUACCCCAGCUCUCGGCUACUGGUUCCGGAAAGGGGCCGGUGUACAACAGGAUGUUCUAGUGGCCACAAACAACCCAGAUGGAAAAGUGCGGCAGGAGUCCCAGGGCCGAUUCCGCCUCCUUGGAAACCCCCAGGACUACGACUGCUCCCUGGACAUCAGAGAUGUACAGAGAGGGGACUCGGGGACAUAUGUCUUCAGGGUGGAGAGAGGGCCUUCUGUGAGAUAUACUUACACACGUGACCAGCUCUCCGUGCGUGUGACAGCCCUGACCCAGACACCUGACAUCCUUAUCUCGGGGACCCUGGAGUCUGGACGCCCCAGUAACCUGACCUGCUCUAUGCCCUGGGCCUGUGAGUGGGGCAUGCCCCCCAUCUUCUCCUGGACGUCAGCGGCCCUCGCUUCCCUGGGCCCCAAGACCCACCUCUCCUCUGUGCUCACCCUCACCCCACGGCUGCAGAACCACGGCACUGAGCUCACCUGUCAGGUGACCUUGCCUGGGACCGGAGUGACCACAAUGAGGACCAUUCACCUCAACGUGUCCUAUUCUCCGUGGAACUUGACCGUCGCUGUCUUCCAAGAAAACGGCACAGGUAGGAUAGGGGCUCCUCCUAGGGUGCAGGGAGCAAGGGCAGGGCCGGGUCCCUCUUGUGGGUCCCCCAGGGGCCCUCCCCCUCCCCGGCCCCCAUGGCCCUGUGAGCAGCUGUCCCCUCCCCCCUGUUAUCAGGAGAGCAAGAACAGGGCGACACUCGCCCGGCAGAACUGCCCCUUAUCAUGCACCUCCGGACACCCUCACCUUUUAUUUUCCUACCAACCAUUUAUCUGAGUACUUUUGAACAGCUAAUCUAUUCACACGGACACGUAUUCAAAACGCACAGCAAAGUCGGCCUCAGAUGUCCAGUUCCCUCCCGGAAAGUGUCUCGUGUGCAGAGAAUGCUCUGAGCCUCAGUGUGUUUGCUAAGGAUCUAAGGGACCCUUUGCCGUCAGUAACACAGACUGUCCUCCUUCUGCUCUGUGACUGCGCAGUAUUCCUUCACGUGGGCGGGUUCUGCUUCUGCGUGCGCCUUCCACUAACGGAACAUCAUGGCGUUCGUUUUAUUGUAUUAACGGAAACGCUGCAAUCGGUAAUCUCGUACUCGUACCCACUUUCUCAGGUGUGUGUCUAUGCCUUUGGGAUAAAUUCCUGAAAGGUAAGUAGCUGGGUCACGUGUUCAAUUUUUUUCCUAUUGAGGCAUAACAACUUGACAUAUAACAACUUAUUAGUUUCAGGUGUGUAACGGCACGAUUGGAUAUUU
This is a messenger RNA of Panthera uncia (snow leopard), 1944 nucleotides long. RefSeq names its product sialic acid-binding Ig-like lectin 8. Gene Ontology annotation, biological process: cell adhesion. NCBI's taxonomy places the organism in Eukaryota, Metazoa, Chordata, Mammalia, Carnivora, Felidae. Gene Ontology annotation, cellular component: plasma membrane. The record is from RefSeq and is a predicted model, not a curated record. The transcript is spliced from 3 exons. Gene Ontology annotation, molecular function: sialic acid binding. The coding region runs from base 474 to 1475 and encodes 333 amino acids.